Haliotis rubra (blacklip abalone) is the source of this 2363-nucleotide messenger RNA. RefSeq names its product zinc finger protein SNAI2-like. Bases 135 to 1481 code for a protein of 448 amino acids. The transcript is spliced from 2 exons. Gene Ontology annotation, biological process: regulation of DNA-templated transcription. Lineage: Eukaryota; Metazoa; Mollusca; Gastropoda; Lepetellida; Haliotidae. Gene Ontology annotation, molecular function: DNA-binding transcription factor activity, RNA polymerase II-specific; RNA polymerase II cis-regulatory region sequence-specific DNA binding. The record is from RefSeq and is a predicted model, not a curated record.
UUGUAUUCAGCGAGAUCACUUGUCACUCGCCGCCUCGUUCAUGAGCCGACUCGACUUUUUCAACUUGUCAACAAGCAGUUAGUGCCUAUCGCCUCUGUUACGAGUUUGGAUACAGUGCAAACUUCUCUCUGAAAAUGCCCCGUGCAUUUCUUAUCAAGAAAAGGGAGCGACCUGGGGAUAUACCUAUCACUUAUACACCGGAGCUGGCCUACCCUACCCCUAUCCUGGCCGCUCCUACACCAGUCCUGGCCUCCCCACCCCCCGGGAUGGUGUGUUUGACAGAGGAGACAGGAAUGGACCUGACAAAGAAGGUAGCUCGUGAUGAGAGACCCCAUCAAGCGUCGCCUUCUGACAAAGUCGUCACUCAAGACAGAUCUCUUCAAAGAGAAAAAGAACUGGACGAGAUUUCAAUACGUCUCAAGCGCCCGGAUAUCUACAGCAGUUCCUCACGAGGCAAAAUAAGUCCCAUCCAUCCCCGACCUCUCCCACCGUUGAUUUUCGACAAACCCAUGCGUGGGUCAAGUCUCUCCCCAGGGAUCGGAGACAGUGACCGUAGCGUCAGCAGUACCUCACCCAUCGGGACCCCAAGCAGUUCCCCCCCGGAACCACCUCGUCUCCCAGAAGUAUUCCCAUGGCACAGCCCUAUGUUCGGGAGCCUGCACCACCACCCGUCAUUACUGCCUUUCAACUUGCGGUUCAUGAAUGGCCUUCCUGCACCCCCCGUUGUCCGACCGCUGGCAGAGUCCCCUUUCCCCUACCGGCACUACCCGGACGUCCCCUCAGCGUUCAAAGGCACCCACCACCUGCUUCCCCCUCCGCCGUACCUCCACGGACUACGCUAUCCCCUCAAUUUCUCCCCACCUGCCGCCGACACGGGGAAAUUGGUUUUUGACGACCGGGUUAUGGAGGGGAUGGAUUUGGGUGCACGGCUCUCUAAAGCCCCUUUUGACAAUGUGUUGAAUUAUCCCGGGUUAAAAGCCCAAAGUGUGCCCUCAGAUAUGGACUUAUCCCUCUCGGACAAGAAGAAAAGCAAAGAGAACGAACCCGUGAGGUACCAGUGUGAUGCUUGCAAGAAAAGUUAUUCCACUUUCAGCGGACUAUCCAAACAUAAACAAUUCCACUGUACUUCGCAGAUCAAGAAAGAAUUUAACUGCAAAUACUGUGACAAGACGUAUGUGUCGCUUGGUGCCCUGAAGAUGCAUAUCCGGACUCACACCCUGCCCUGCAAGUGUAAACUGUGCGGCAAGGCCUUCUCCCGACCCUGGCUGCUCCAGGGGCACAUCAGGACCCACACCGGGGAGAAACCGUUCUCCUGCCCCCACUGUGGUCGGGCGUUCGCAGACCGAUCCAACCUUAGGGCACAUCUCCAGACCCACUCCGAUGUCAAGAAAUACAGCUGCAGAUCCUGCUCUAAGACAUUCUCACGUAUGUCCUUGCUGUUGAAACACGAGGACGGCUGUUGUGGGCCCAUGGUUCAAUAACGUCAUCAUUUUGUGCUAUGGCGUCAUCGUUCAUACUAUGACGUCAUCAUUUUGUGCAGCAACGUCAUGGAUUCAUGCGUUCAGUGACACUUGUUACAAUGACACAAAGAUGAGAAAGUGACUCUGUUGUUCUGUUAGUGCUGUGCAUGUACAACAUGCAACCAUAUUGUUGUAGAUAACAGAUGUUUAUUUAUUUGGUCAGUAUAAUGUUUAUUUAUCAACUGACAGCGUCGCGUUCUUGUCAACUAAAGUAUUACAUUUAUUGCAUUUACCAUAUUAUUUAUUCCUGUAGUCUCGCAGACCAAGUCUGUCUCGAAGCCGAUCUCAGGUCAUGAAAGUUUACCAGUCAUCGCUACGUAUUUAUUAAUAUACCCGAUAGGGGCGUUAUUGUUCAAGAUAUGAGCCCUGAUAGAGUAUUCGACUAUCAGUAUAAGAUAUCAUAGUAUUCUUACACCAUUCACUCAGUUUAUCGGCGCAUUGACUACAGCAUUGGAUACAAUACUCUUUAUUUUUACCAAAAGAUUUACAUUUUAUCAUACAACCAUUUUACAUCAAUAUUCUUAUUUACAACGUAGUAACCAUGGCAAUAAUUGUAAUAAAUGCAGCAUUUUAGUAUUUUUCAAUUUGUACCCCAUAUGUUACACGUAUUAUCGGAGGGGCCAAAUCAUGUCACGGGGGCGUCACGGUCAGUGGACACAGUUGCACGAGCGGUCAGCCGCGACGACAUUGACCGCCUACAUUCCGACACUGUCCGCGGCUGGUUCUUUAUAGUGAAGAUUUUAUUGCUUGUGAAAUUGUCAUGUGCCAAAGAGUUCUCAAUUCACAUGUUUCCUGAUGUUGGUACGGUUACCACUGACAUUAUAAGUAUUAUUAAAAUAUUGA